Messenger RNA from Penicillium expansum, 2805 nucleotides. RefSeq names its product arrestin (or S-antigen), N-terminal domain protein. Gene Ontology annotation, molecular function: ubiquitin protein ligase binding; protein-macromolecule adaptor activity. The record is from RefSeq and is a predicted model, not a curated record. Gene Ontology annotation, biological process: ubiquitin-dependent endocytosis. Lineage: Eukaryota; Fungi; Ascomycota; Eurotiomycetes; Eurotiales; Aspergillaceae. The coding region runs from base 1 to 2805 and encodes 934 amino acids. Gene Ontology annotation, cellular component: plasma membrane; cytoplasm; cytosol. The transcript is spliced from 15 exons.
AUGCACUCAACCGGUCUUCAAUUGCAUGCUAUUCAUACGGCCAGACUACCCAGACCAAGUCUCGACCCGCGCUUAGAGGACCACGGUAAAGUAAUUGUCGAUGAGUACUCAAUUAUCCGUGAUAAAUAUGCUGCACCAAAAUAUCCUGUCGUUCUCGCCCAUGGCUUGCUCGGGUUUGACGAACUACGCCUUGCUGGCCCAUAUCUUCCCGGUGUUCAGUACUGGCGUGGUAUUAAAGAGGCACUGACGGCGCGAGGCAUUGAGGUUAUCACAGCGACCGUGCCCCCGUCGAGCUCUAUUGAAGCGCGGGCUGAACAAUUGGCCCGGAAUAUCGAGGCCGGGGCUCAAGGGAAAGAUGUUAAUAUUAUUGCGCAUAGCAUGGGUGGUCUUGAUUCGCGAUAUAUGAUCAGUCACAUACGGCCGGAAAAGUUCAAGGUUGUGUCACUGACCACUAUCGCAUCUCCGCAUCGAGGCUCAUCUGUGGCGGACUAUGUAUUUGAUCAAAUUGGAGCUGAUCGCCUACCUCAGAUCUAUUAUGCCCUUAAUCGACUAAAGGUCGAGACCGGUGCAUUCUCUCAACUAACACGAAAAUACAUGACCGAGACCUUCAACCCCAAUACCCCAGAUAUGGAUGAUGUUAGAUAUUUCUCCUAUGGAGCAGCAGUGGAGCCAAGUAUAUGGUCCGCUUUCCGGCUUUCGCACCGAGUGCUUGCAGAGAUCGAAGGACCCAAUGAUGGCCUAGUUAGCGUGUCUAGUAGCCGCUGGGGAGGCGAUGCAGGAUACAAAGGGACCCUUAUGGGCGUGAGCCAUCUAGACUUGAUCAACUGGACCAACCGGCUUAAGUGGCUAGUCGGGGAAGUAACAGGCAACAAACGGAAGUUUAACGCCAUUGCGUUUUACUUGGACAUUGCGGCGACCGCGCUUCCCCCUUUGAUCCUUCGAUCGCCGCCAACCAACCGAGAGAGCCCCGCCAGGGCCCGGGCGCCCGCCGCCAUGUCCGCAAACAUCGUCUUGGACUGCCGCCACACCCAUUAUACAAAUCUGGACUUUCUCAAGGGAAAGGUUGUGCUACAGCUGCCGACUGAAGCAGCUAUUGGGGCCAUCCAGGUCAAAUUGGAGUGCGAAAGCCGCACUCGUCUAUCCGGUCCCAAGAAUCCUCAAAAUGUGCACUCGGAAAAAAAGCGAACGGAGCUUGAGGUUCAUAAGAUCUUGUACAAGGUUGCUACCGUCUUCCCGACACCGGGUGUGAUGCAGAAUGGAUCCCCUGCACCUACAUAUACCUUUGCCGCAGGGUCAUAUGAGUACCCUUUCGAAUUCAAGUUUCCCUUCAAUAAUUCAUGCAGCACCACCAACAGCAUGCUCACCAAUCUGAAGUUUUCCGGGUUGAAAGUCGAGGUAGCUAAAGACACCAACCGACACGUCAGAAAGACUCUCCCACCGUCUUUAAGCGGGUUCCCAGGCGUAGCAGAUAUCAAAUAUUUCGUCAAGGCCACAGUCAUUCGGCCGCAGUUCUACAAAGAAAACAUCAGAUCGAUCGUGCCUCUGAAUUUCCUUCCAAUUGAGCCACCAAGAGUUGGGAAUCCCAAUGAGGAAACCUACGCCAGGCGGCAACAUCAAUUCUCCAAAAUCCAGAUCCCGUACAAGAAAAAGAGCAUCUUCUCACGAGGAUCUUCUGCACCUGCACCCCCAGAAUCAUACGCAGAGCCUCCUCGGGUUUCUGUGGAUGCUCGACUCCCGAACCCGUCUAUUCUCACUUGCAACGAACCUGUCCCCCUCCGUCUCAUCGCUAAAAGGCUGACCGAGGGACCGGACCUAAUCUUCCUUCAGAUGUUGCAAGUGGAACUAAUAUCCUUCACGAAAAUCUUGGCUCAUGACCUCAACCGCACUGAAAUUAAUUCAUGGGUCAUCAUGAGCCGUAGCAAUAUGGAUGUCCCGCUAGGCAGCCCAGAGGACCCCGUAGGCACUGAUUGGACUAUUGAUCCAACCCUGUGGAAUCGGUAUCCCUUGCCUAACUCGGUGGCACCGUCCUUUGAGACAUGUAACAUUGAAAGAUCUUACGAGCUGGAAAUUCGACUGGGCUUGACUUACGGAACGCAGCCUCAACUUAUUGUCCUGCCCCUGCGAAUGCCAGUUAGAGUAUUCUCAGGAAUUGCUCCACCACAGGCCCUUCUAGAUGCAAUGGCCGCCGCAUCACUUCAGCCAUCAUCCUCUAAAAUGAAACCCCAGCCCAGCUUGCCGACAGAGGUGGGAAACAAUCGACCACCUAUACCACCACGGCCAAACGGCGAGCCUGUACCCGUCAAUUCCGGAGAUGCAUAUGACGACGCACCACCCAGUUACGAGGAUACCAUGGGAGACCACCUGAGUCCGGUGGAUGGACCACGCCGCGAGUAUCACCCACCAGACGCCUCAUCACAAAGCACAGUAGAAUCUGGAGCUGAUUCCAAGUCCGCAGCCCAACCGGGUAAGGCGCUUGAGGAUGGACCCGUGGCAGGAGGAUCCUCAUCCUCGGCGCCUCGUCGAGGAAAUCGUGAUUCCACGGAGUCCUUCGACAUGCUACCUACCACACCGCCGGAAUCCCAAUAUGGAUCACCUCCCGCAUCCCCCGCGAGACGUCCAGCGAGUAUGAUGAAACUUCCUCGGAACACCGUUGAUGAAGAAAGCCCGCCGCAAUAUGAGCCUGUUGCGGAGAAUCAGCUAAACGCUUCCCAGGCUGUGCAACGCCAGCCUUCACGGAAUAAUCUUCGUCCUAUGAACUUGGGUGUUCCUAAUCGGAAGCCUGUGCCACGAGGUCGGAAUCCUUGA